GGUAGACUGCAGGUGAAUCGGUCAUAUCUUUCAAGAAUCUGCUUCAUACAGAGAAUAUUCAGUCACAGGAUUAUCAUUGAGUGGAUAUGACAAGUUUUAGAGCUUUUUUAGUCUUCGCUCUUGUCUGGUGCUGCACCGCUAAAGGGGAAUAUAAGGAGAAAGGUUUUGGAAUCGGACUCGUGCAUAAGCCCACAGUUUGCAAACGAGUCACCAAACGAGGCGAUCACAUAGCCGUGAAAUACAACGGAACCUUUAUCGAUGGAUCGACGUACGUUCCUACGAGUAAAAAACCGUUUGAAUUUACGUUGGGAGAAGGUCAGGUUAUCACAGGCUGGGAUCUAGGCCUCCUCGGCAUGUGCGUCGGUGAGAUACGCCAGCUCGUUGUACCGUCACAUGUUGCCUAUGGUUCCUGGUCUGUGGGCGACAAAGUGCCGCCCAAGUCGACCAUCGAAUUUUUCGUGGAAUUGUUGAAGAUAAAGGAAACUUUCUCCGACAGGGAAAUGGUCUCCGACACUUUUUCUCGUAUCGAUACAAAUGGCGACGGAAUGAUAUCGAACGACGAGGUUGCUCGGUUUUUGAAGAAACAGAACUAUCCUAAUGGCACCGGAGAUAAAAGCCAUUCCAGCCUCAUCCGGGAGAUAUUUCUUGAAGAAGAUAAGGAUAACGAUGGGGUCAUUUCGCACAAGGAAUUUUCGGGACCUAAAAAAUACGUCGAGGAUCUUUGAACUGAAGGUCAAUUGAAAAAAACUUGCCAUAAUACACAAGCUCGUCAAGUUGAAGUGGACAGUCUUGAAAUGGCGGCAUUUCACAUUAUACUUUAAUUAACAAUUCCGAAAUUUUUUUUAUAUUUUCUUAGUAAAUGUCCUUCUGUUAACGUGAUGAAAAUGUUUGCAACAAUUCAAUAAAUUUGAAAUUAUUUGUUCAGAUAUA
This is a messenger RNA of Xenia sp. Carnegie-2017, 930 nucleotides long. Its product is annotated as FK506-binding protein 2-like. The record is from RefSeq and is a predicted model, not a curated record. The transcript is spliced from 3 exons. Gene Ontology annotation, molecular function: peptidyl-prolyl cis-trans isomerase activity; calcium ion binding. NCBI's taxonomy places the organism in Eukaryota, Metazoa, Cnidaria, Anthozoa, Malacalcyonacea, Xeniidae. Bases 87 to 725 code for a protein of 212 amino acids.